Molecule: messenger RNA, 2120 nt
Organism: Agrilus planipennis (emerald ash borer)
Lineage: Eukaryota; Metazoa; Arthropoda; Insecta; Coleoptera; Buprestidae
Exons: 9
Coding region: 79-2028 (649 amino acids)
Source: RefSeq, a predicted model, not a curated record
CCGCCAGUAAGUGGGUGACAAUUUUGUCAAAUUGUGACAAAUUUUCUAAUUAAAUUAUUAUAAUAAUCUAAUUCAAACAUGGAAGGUAAUCCUCAAGAAGGCAUAAUGGGGGACAUUUUAAAAUAUUUGGAGCAGCAACAAGUCAUUGGGGGGGAGGAUAUUUUCGAUCCAGAGUAUGGGUUAAAAAGGGCCAGAAGCGUCCUGAGUGAAAUUCUGCAGAAGAUAGAUAACAGGGCCAAACUUAUUGAUGCUUUCGAAGCAGCAAUGAGGGCCCACAAUCAAUAUCUUCUGUUCGAUUUUAGUAACAUUGUCCCCGAAUUUUUUAUUGACGAACAAUUGUACGAUCAGAUGACAUUUCGUGAAACGUUACUCGUGAGUACUUUCGCCAAUAUGUCUGAAUCCCCCGUUCCAACCCCCGUAGGGGGUAUAUGUAUCGACGUGCAAAAAGCCAAAGGCAGAGGGCCCUUAGUUCGGAGGGACCCCGCUUUCGAACAAGAACUCAUAGAAGCCUUAACGUGGAAACACGAAGUGGGGAACACCAAAGAUACUGGAAAUUGGACAGAAACUUGCAAAACUUGCGAGGAAAAUAAAUCAGCCUCUACAUAUAAGUCCCAUAGAAGUAAAAAGUGUCCCAAUUCGAAGAGUGACGAUCCCAGUCAAGAAUCGGUGAAAAUCGAACCGACACCGUCCCAACUCAGACUGCUGGAGUACGAAUUGGGAAUAGGGAAUAGCAUGCAAAGAACUCAGUGCAAAUUUCUUAUUCACCAGUCGUCCCAGUUUUAUGUAAACGAUAUGAAUGCAGGGUCCCUUCUCACUUCAUGGGUCGACAAAAAUUUUCACACUUUAGAAGAGAAACGUACCGAGUUUCUGGUCGAAAAGGACGGGACAGUAAAAGAAAAAAUGUUAUUCGUAGCUUUACAAAAGGGAAAAUACUACGUCAAAACCCACAGUACUGUAGACGAUUCUGUAGAGAAGAAAUUUUACAGUUUUCGUGUAACAAAGAACUUCGUUUCGGAGGGUGCAAACUACGUGCUGAUGAGAUACCUCGCAAUCACCCGGUAUAUAGGUGAAUUUGAACUGUCCUCCAUGUACAUUAAUGGAACCAUGUGUAGGAAUAUUUACAAAUGUACAGGGCCGGAAGUGGGAAUAGUAAAUGACAAAAAGAUUGACGUUUGUAAAAUAUACCGGACGUUGAUAGAAGAAUGUGGACUGACUCAUAACAGUAUCACUGUUAUAUCAUUAAAUGGCCAAAUUAUCAAACAGGAAUGGGAAGAAUGUGACUACAUCUUACAGGUAAACCCAUUCGCCCAAAUCAAAAGAAAGCAAAAGCCUGGCAAACUCGAAAGAAUUUAUUUGAAACACGUUUGGGAGAACGACAUGGAACUUUUUUCGCGAUAUCUCGACAGAAAGGAACAACGCCAUUUGAAGCUUAUCCAAUACCUGAAAGAUCACCAAGAGCUCAAAAAUAUACUGAGCGAUUACUUGAGUAGAAUUUUAAUCAUGAAACCAACCGAAGUUAUCGAUUUUACAGUUGAUUAUUUCAAGCAGUACGCUCCUGUUGUUAUCCCCAGGGAAGAAUACUUUGGAGAAUCCGAAGAAGAAAGCGUUAGAUAUGAGGAAUCGGUAGAAAGUACCAUUAGCAUGUUGCCGGAAGAGGAAGAGGAAAAAGACGCUCACGUGCAAGCCAUCCAGUAUCUGAUAAGCUUAUCAGACUCGUGUAUUUGCGAAGGUGUUUGCUUAUGCGAUGAAGAAACGCCAGAAUCCGCAGCUUCUUGCAUUUGUGAGGAGAUAUGCGAAUGUUUUGAGGAGGAAGAAGAAGAGAAAGUCGAGGAUAAUAAACAACCAGAAAUACAAGAAGAAGGAAUGGAUGAAGUACCUCCUGAAUCAAAGGAAGAAGAAGAACAACAACAACAGGAAGCACCUAAAGAGGAACAGGAAGCACCUAAAGAGGAACAGGAAGCACCUAAACAGGAACCAGAACCACAAACCGAAACAGAAACGGGUGAAAAUCCAUCUGAAAAUCAAUAAAUACUAAAAAUUACCAUUAUAGUGAAGAUUUCAACAUGUAUGAUACAAAUUUGAAGUGUUACUUACAUUAAAAAUGAAAACAUUUUCAAUUA